Molecule: messenger RNA, 516 nt
Organism: Pollicipes pollicipes
Lineage: Eukaryota; Metazoa; Arthropoda; Thecostraca; Pollicipedomorpha; Pollicipedidae
Product: ribosome-binding protein 1-like
Exons: 4
Coding region: 1-516 (171 amino acids)
Source: RefSeq, a predicted model, not a curated record
AUGGAUCAGGGCCUGAAGCAGGUGCGCCGCCAGAAGCGCCGCUACGUAGCGGAGCUGGCCAAAGGUUCGGAAGAAGGGGACGAGCGGCGCCUGGCAGGGCACUCAGGAUCUCAGCAGGAGCUGCCUUCGACGGGCCGGGCGGCGGCGCCGUGCCUGCGACGGGAAGGGUGUCCGGACCAGCUGCGCCCCGGUGAGGGAUGUCCCGACCUGCUGUGUCGCAGGGAAGGGUGUUCGGACCAGCUGCGCCCCGGUGAGGGAUGUCCCGACCUGCUGUGUCACAGGGAAGGGUGUCCGGACCAGCUGCGCCCCGGUGAGGGAUGUCCCGACCUGCUGUGUCACAGGGAAGGGUGUCCGGACCAGCUGCGCCCCGGUGAGGGAUGUCCCGACCAGCUGUGUCACAGGGAGGGGUGUCCCGACCAGCUGUGCCCCAGGGAGUGGUGUCCGGACCAGCUGUGUCACAGGGAGGGGUGUCCCGACCAGCUGUGCCCCAGGGAGGGGUGUCCGGACCAGCCAUGA